AUGAGUUUUUCGAAGGAAGCAUUGGGAUUAACAAUACUACCGCAUGUCGGCGGCAUCAUCGGCGGGUUAAUCACACGAAAGAACGUCAAGCAAUGGUAUGAAACAUUGGAUCGACCAUCAUGGAGACCACCGAACUGGGCAUUUGGACCUGUGUGGACGAGUUUAUAUACCAUGAUGGGUUAUGCAUCGUAUCUAAUAUAUCGCGAUGGUUUUGGCGAAACUCGUGAUCGUGCUCUUGUUCUUUACGGUUCACAACUUGCAUUAAACUGGCUUUGGACACCCAUUUUCUUCCAUUAUCAUAAGCUAGGAUUGGCAUUCGGUGAAAUUCUCUUACUCUUAGCUAACAUUGGUUUGUGCAUCAAUGCAUUCUAUCCAAUCAAUCGUACAGCCGCUUAUCUUAUGAUACCUUAUUUCGGUUGGGUUUCUCUGGCAACGACACUGACUUAUUCCAUUUGGCAGCGAAACAAAAACAAGAGAACGGACUAA
This is a messenger RNA of Adineta ricciae, 486 nucleotides long. NCBI's taxonomy places the organism in Eukaryota, Metazoa, Rotifera, Eurotatoria, Adinetida, Adinetidae. The record is from the annotation of a GenBank genome assembly.